AUGGUCACGCCCUUCCUUCCUGCUGCCGCCAUCUUGGAUGAGGGCGGAAGCGGCAGCGGCCUGAGAUGACCAUUCACAACCUGUACAUCUUCGACCGGAGCGGGACGUGCCUGCACUACAGUGAAUGGCACCGGCGGCGGCAGGCCGGGAUCCCCAAGGAGGAGGAAUUCAAGCUCAUGUUCGGGAUGCUUUUCUCCCUCCGAUCCUUCGUGAGCAAGAUGAGCCCCACGGACAUGCGGGACGGGUUCCUGUCCUUCCACACCUCCCGGUACCGGCUCCAUUACUACGAGACCCCGAGCGGGCUGCGCCUGGUGCUCAACACGGACCUGGGCGUGAGCAGCGCCCGCGAGGCCCUGCAGCACAUCUACAGCAACCUGUUCGUGGAGCUGGUGGUGAAGAACCCGCUGUGCCCCCCCCGCGCCCCGGUGCAGAGUGAGCUCUUCCGGGCCCGCCUCGACGCCUUCAUCCGGGGCCUGCCCUUCUUCGCGCCGCGCCCCGCCUGAGCUCACAGCGCCCCCUGCUGGCCCGGCG
Molecule: messenger RNA, 531 nt
Organism: Neopsephotus bourkii (Bourke's parrot)
Lineage: Eukaryota; Metazoa; Chordata; Aves; Psittaciformes; Psittacidae
Gene: TRAPPC1
Product: trafficking protein particle complex subunit 1
Exons: 5
Coding region: 66-503 (145 amino acids)
Biological process (GO): endoplasmic reticulum to Golgi vesicle-mediated transport
Cellular component (GO): TRAPP complex
Source: RefSeq, a predicted model, not a curated record